AAAAGUGAAUCACUCCUUAUUUUCCGUUGCUACAAAGUAGACAUGCUUCAGUGGUAGGUAGGACACGAUUCCAACUGCUUGGAGUGUCGCUCGUCUCUGCUUACUCUAAACGCCAAUAACGACUAACGGACUACCUCUUCCUCGGACCAUCCAUCAAUGAACUCCGCAACUCAACCCAUUUCCCACCUCCUCUCCCCUCACAACACCCCUGAUCUUCUUGAUUCUGUCGACGCUUUUCUCUUCGAUUGCGAUGGUGUUAUCUGGAAGGGUGAAUCGCUCAUCGAUGGCGUCCCCCAGACACUUGACUUCCUUCGCUCAAAGGGAAAAAAGCUGGUUUUCGUUACCAACAAUUCCACAAAAUCGAGAAGGCAAUACGCCAAGAAGUUCCAUUCCCUCGGCAUUUCAGUAACUGAGGAUGAGAUUUUCUCUUCCUCAUUUGCUGCUGCUAUGUUCUUGAAGGUCAACAAGUUUCCCCAAGAUAAAAAGGUUUAUGUUAUAGGCGAGGAAGGGAUAUUAGAAGAGCUCCAACUAGCUGGGUUUACAGGUCUUGGUGGCCCGGAAGAUGGUCAAAAGACAGCAGAAUGGAAGCCAAAUUGUCUGUUUGAACACGAUAAGAGUGUUGGAGCGGUUGUGGUUGGACUAGACCCACAUAUUAACUAUUACAAGCUUCAAUAUGGAACUCUUUGCAUACGCGAGAACCCUGGGUGCUUGUUCAUUGCUACCAACCGAGAUGCAGUUGGCCACAUGACUAAUUUACAAGAGUGGCCAGGUGCUGGGUGCAUGGUUGCCGCCAUCUGUGGAUCAACUCAGAAAGAGCCCAUUGUAGUUGGAAAACCAUCCACUUUUAUGAUGGAAUUUUUACUUAAAAAAUUCAAUCUCAGUUGCUCCAGAAUGUGUAUGGUGGGUGACAGAUUAGACACUGAUAUUUUGUUUGGACAAAAUACUGGCUGUAGAACUCUCCUUGUUAUCUCAGGUUGUACAACUUUGCCCGAUCUUCUAGACCCGUCUAAUAAAAUCCAACCAGAUUACUAUACAAGCAAGGUGACCGACAUUUUUGAGUUGAUGAGACCAUAAUCUAAUGACCGGGUAUUUGGCAAUUCUUAAGGCCAAUAUGGAAAGGCCUUUUAAGAAAUUUGACAUUCUUUCAAUAAAUAUUUGGAACUGUGGCGUAGGGCAUAUUGAGAAGUUGUCUACUCUACUCAUGUUGAUCAUUAACAGAUUGAAAACUUGCCUUUUAGAUUCAAAAAGUUCAUUAGUUUCUUGAAUAUGAGUUUUGAUG
Molecule: messenger RNA, 1279 nt
Organism: Morus notabilis
Lineage: Eukaryota; Viridiplantae; Streptophyta; Magnoliopsida; Rosales; Moraceae
Product: phosphoglycolate phosphatase 2
Exons: 11
Coding region: 157-1074 (305 amino acids)
Molecular function (GO): phosphatase activity
Source: RefSeq, a predicted model, not a curated record